CGUCUAGACUUCUAUUUUGAACAUAAAUACGAGCAGCUUCCCAGUGUUUCUCAGAGACCAGGGGGGUUGUUACAGAGUUAGAGCUUUGUCCUACAGCUCUGUUGCACAGAUAAUAAUUAUGUGGCUCUAAACAUUUUCAUAAGACCGAAUGAACGUUUUCUCCACGAGGAGCCACCGAGUCAUUUACCACCGGUGUUUCGGAGACUUUGGAAAUGUGUACUUAAAUUGACGCUAGCUGGCUGGUUAGCUUCCGGGGAAGCGUGUAGGUUGAUGUGUUUUGGUAAUUGGCAUCUUCUGGCUAAAAGCUUAGACUAAAUUUACCGACAAACUGUCCAAGGAUUUAUCCGGGUUGCAUAGCAGGAAAGAUGGACCCCCGUUUCGGCAGUGAAAGUCCGCUUAGCGUCGAUUAUAGAAGCAGGCCCGAUGGGAUCCCCGGGCUUUCCUCGCUCACUCUGCCCAGGAAUCUGUUCUCCCCCGGACCAGAGACUGUACUGUCCCCGCUCACCAAUUUGGCUCUGGACAUGAAUAAUUUAGCCGGGCUUGGAAGCCAAUGUGAUACCCCGAAAAGGAGAAAGCAGCCCCCCCUGGAGAAGGUUCCUUCUUUUGCCUCAGACGUCUCAUCUGAUGCUGGCCUCGGGUUAGAUCUUCCUAGUCCAGUGGAUGGGGAAGUGGAAGACACAUUUGAAAAAGCCAUUCAGCAGUCACGGCGAGUUGUUAACGAGAAGAUGCCAAUUCGAAGAAUCAACUCAUUGCCACCCCAGCUCCAGGGUUUUAGUCCGGCCUUUAAAGGACAGGAGACGGAUUCCAACCGAUAUGGGAUAUUCGGCCAGCAACCUCCAUUAAUGAACCGCUCCAUCUCUCAACACCACAACAAGGAGAACCUUCCAGAGGACUUCUUUGAAUUCAAGAAACCAUCCAAGCCCGCGUCACGGUGUCGCGUGCACUCCUUCAACGGUGGACAUUCAAAGGACGCCUUCGCUGCCCGUCCCAGCUCAGCUCCAGCUCUCAUGCUCUCCUCACCUCCGGCCCAUAGGCUUCAAUAUGACUCGAGCCCUGUGUUUUUGAGGCGCUCCUCUCUCACCUCCUCUCUGAACGACGACGAAGACGAUGGCUUUUUGGAUGUACUUGAUGACAACAUGGAGGAUGACUCUGGUAUGCCAACAGGAAUGGCCAGCUUGCUCACUGCGCCACUUAUGGCUGACAAUACAGGAGAGGACUCUCCCAUUGUCCGGUGUCGGCCACGGAACCUGUUCCGCUCGCCUUCCAUGCCCAGUCCAGUGUCCCGUCCCUCUGCGAAGCGUCCCGACUGCCCUGCAGAUGAAAACACCCCUGUGAGGGUGAAGAGACGGCGGAGUGUUGCAGGAACACAGGUCAUCAACCAGGACCAAAAUCCAGAAUCUCCAAGAAUGAGUUAUUCACUGCUCCAGAGGUCCAAGUCCUUCUGUCACACAGAGAUUGAAAAGUUGCUGGACAAGGCGGAUGGCUCUAAUGAGCUGAUAGGAGACUUCACUAAGCCUUUCAUACUACCAACUGUGGAGGGAAAACAUCAAGACCUCAAGUACAUUACCUCAGAUAUGAUGGUAGCGGCUCUCUCUGGCCAGUUUGAACACCUGGUGGAUCAGAUCAUCAUCAUAGACUGUCGCUACCCCUACGAGUUUGAAGGCGGACACAUCAAAGGAGCUCGAAACCUGCACCAAGAAGACCAAGUGGAGGAUUUCCUCCUCAAUACCCCCAUCAUCCCGUCCUGCCCUGAGAAGCGAGUUGUCAUCAUCUUCCACUGCGAGUUCUCAUCGGAGCGUGGCCCUCGAAUGUGCCGCUUCGUCAGGGAGCGGGACCGCGCCAUGAACGAGUAUCCCAAACUCCACUACCCCGAACUUUACAUUCUCAAGGGAGGAUACAAAGACUUUUUCCCUUAUUUCCAGACCCAGUGUGAGCCUCAGUCCUACCGGCCAAUGCACCACGAAGACUUUAAGGAGGACCUGAGGAAAUUCCGCCUGAAAAGUCGCACCUGGGCCGGAGAGCGAAGCAAGCGAGACAUGUACAGCCGACUGAAGAAGCUGUGAACACGGCCUCGUCCUCCUAUCUUGCCUCCCUAUGAAUAUAUUUGGCAGGACCUCCUUUUGGACCCCAAGGCCCAGCAACCGGAAAUGACUUUUGGGAUUUCACCAGCAGAAAAGGGCUUUCUCUAAAUUGUGUUAGUGUAUUUAUGCAAAAAUUCCAGGUGAGGGAAGACUUGGUGAGAAAGAAUCCUCCUAAACAGAAUGCUGAGGUUCUGCAAAGUGAUUGUGUUUUAACAAAACCCCUUGGACCUAUUGCUCAUUUUUAUAAGUGUGUUUUUAAUUUUUUUCUGAUUGUUCUGGAAGCACAAAUCAGUAACAGAAUGCAAUAAUACAACUGAACCAAAAUGCAAAAUCAGAAGUUUUUUCUCAUUUUAAAUUUGAUUCAAGCACUUAAUUUUAACACAGUGAGGUGCUUUUUUAUACUGCUUUGGUCUAGUUUUUAUUUGACUGGUUUGGCCCUCAUUUAGACAUUAUCCUUGUAAUACUUUGUCCAGCAUUUCCAAAAAAUUCUAAUUGGAUAUUUUGAUGGCAUGUAAAUAGAUGAAGUCAGACAUUUUCUUUUCUCUCCUUCCUGAUCACUUGCAAUACUUGUUCAUUUUCUCAGUGAAAUACCAAAGCACACCAAGCUACUUGUUAACUUUGCAGUUCAGGUUUUAUUUUUCCAUAUGCUAUGCUGCAGGUCAGCAGGAGUGAAAAGAUUUUGGAUGUUGCAUCUUUUUCUUUGCCUUUAUUCCUUAAUUUUCAAAGUUAAAACAGCUUGGCCUGUUUCUGAGUUUAUCAGCAGCGUGGUUUCGGGAUUUUGGGACAGGGUUGUGGGGGAGCUGCUGAAAUAAAGAUCCAAAAGUACAUUCA
Messenger RNA from Girardinichthys multiradiatus, 2912 nucleotides. RefSeq names its product cell division cycle 25B (gene cdc25b). Bases 366 to 2063 code for a protein of 565 amino acids. Gene Ontology annotation, biological process: protein dephosphorylation; positive regulation of G2/MI transition of meiotic cell cycle; G2/M transition of mitotic cell cycle. Gene Ontology annotation, molecular function: protein tyrosine phosphatase activity. The record is from RefSeq and is a predicted model, not a curated record. NCBI's taxonomy places the organism in Eukaryota, Metazoa, Chordata, Actinopteri, Cyprinodontiformes, Goodeidae. Gene Ontology annotation, cellular component: cytoplasm; nucleus. The transcript has 15 exons.